Molecule: messenger RNA, 1376 nt
Organism: Papaver somniferum (opium poppy)
Lineage: Eukaryota; Viridiplantae; Streptophyta; Magnoliopsida; Ranunculales; Papaveraceae
Product: NAC domain-containing protein 76-like
Exons: 2
Coding region: 36-1376 (446 amino acids)
Biological process (GO): regulation of DNA-templated transcription
Molecular function (GO): DNA binding
Source: RefSeq, a predicted model, not a curated record
AAUCACUAUCCUCUUCUUUCUCCUAGUUACUAGAGAUGAUCCACGAUCAAGCAGCAGGAGGUGGCAGUAAUGGAGGCCAAGGUCAAUCAGCAACGGCAGGUGGAGGACGAGGACUACAGCAUCAUCAUGAGCAUCAACAGCCGGCGGCAAUGGCAGUAGUACCCCCUGGAUUCAGAUUUCAUCCAACAGAUGAGGAACUUCUCUAUUAUUAUUUAAGAAAGAAGGUGGCUUAUCAAGUCAUUGAUCUCGACGUUAUCCGUGACGUUGAUCUCAACAGACUCGAACCAUGGGACCUUAAAGAUAAGUGUAGGAUUGGAUCAGGGCCUCAGAAUGAAUGGUAUUUCUUCAGCCACAAAGACAAGAAAUACCCAACUGGAACACGAACUAAUCGCGCCACAAAUGCUGGGUUCUGGAAAGCAACUGGCAGAGAUAAGGCUAUUCAUCACCUCAACAACUCUAAGCCAAUAGGCAUGAGAAAAACCCUAGUUUUUUACACUGGACGAGCCCCUCACGGACAAAAAACCGACUGGAUUAUGCAUGAAUAUCGCCUUAUCGAUGAUAACCAUAAUUCAUCAGCAUCUUCUUCACUCAAUGAUAAGGAUGAUCAUUACGAUCAUGGUCAUCAUCAAGUUCAGCAGGAAGAGGGGUGGGUUGUUUGUCGGGUAUUCAAAAAAAAGACUCAUCAAAGAGGUUUCCAAUCUGAACUAGGAGCUGAUGCUGACGAUGAUCAUCAGCAAGCUCAUUCACACUACAAAAACCACAUGAUCAAUAUUAACGGACCGCCGACUGCUGGCGUCGGUGGGACGCCAGUUCAUAGUUAUCACCAAUAUCAAAUGAUGUCAGCUGAGCCGAAAAGUAAUAAUCAUAAUUUCCAUCACCCAUAUCAAGAUUUUAGCACGACAACCUUAUUGGAUGGCUCUAUGAACCUCCCACAGUUGCUUAGCCAAGAAUCAUCGUCAGCUGUUAGCGUUCCACCUACAACAUUUCUACACCAACCAGCUGUUUCACUGAACAACCUCGACAUCGAGUGCUCUCAAAACCUAAUGAAAUUAACAGCUCAAAGCGGUAUUGUCGCUGGCGCCACCGUCACCACGGGACUCACAAAUACUAUACCUAACCAUCAUCACCAUCACCAUACACGGCAACAAGAAGAAGAUCAUGGCAACAACAAUGGCGGCCGGUACACUGGUAAUAGUAAUAGCGAUUGGUCUUUUUUGGACAAACUUCUUUCUUCUUCAUCUUCUUCUACAAAUCAUUAUCAUCAUAGCGUGGAUCAGUUAAAUCUUAGCCAAACUGCUAAUUCCUUUCAGAUGAAAUUCCCAUUUCAUCAAUACCUUGGUGUUGGUGAAACAGAUGUUAUUAAGUUUUCCAAGUAA